CCAUAAUUAAGUGAACGGACAAGACAUGUUGAUCUAAAAUAUCACGGAAUUUUGAGACUUUAAGUUUAAAUUUAAAAAGUGAAUUUAUCAGAAUUUGUUAAAUUGUAGUCAACACGGAAAGAUAUAUUGAUUGAGACGUGAUGACCGCCUUCGCACAACCCCCAACAGUCAUGGACCACCACCGGGAAGCUGAUGACCCUGUUGUUGACGUCACCGGCCAUACUGACGUCACAACAAGGUACCAGGCCAGGCGGCAAAAGGAAGGUCAAAAUGACGACACCAUAACGCACAGACAUGUGAAGAAACACCAUGGUGAGCGUUUUGAGUCUGAAAAUAACAAUAAGAAACGGAUACAAGCAUUAGAGAACGAGAAACUAGAAUUACUUAAAUUGAAUGAGCAGGUAAAUGAAGAAAAUAAAGCUCUAAAGGGAAACAUACUUUAUGGCCCAAAUGUUGUUAAAUUAAAACAAAUUGAAAAAGAAAAAAGGCUUUUAAAAAAAGAAGUGUUUAAACUAUCAGAGGACAAGCGAAUUCUAACAGAGCAAUUAAAAGAUGCUAAGAAUAGCUCUAAUGAGGUACGCGACCGCAUUUAUGAUAAAAACUGGGAUGGAGCUUUGGAACGAGCCAAACAGAGAAACCAGAUAAAGGAAAAGUCCACCAAGAUACCAGACAACGGAAAUGAAACAAAAGUUGAACCAACGAAUGGAAACUCUCAAAAUGUUGGCAUUAAGAUACCUAAUACUGUUCGUGAAACAAUUGAUAACAUUGAGAAAGAGGUCGAGUCAUUGUGGCGAAAUGUUUGGAGAUUUAAAUAUGAGAAAGACAUGAUUGAUACUAUGUUGAAACAAAAUGGCACUAUACAACGAGAGCCUACUAUUAUCUUAAAUGUUCUCGAGGAGAGAAUUGAAAAGGAGGUUGAACGUUUUAAAGAAAGUUUAGAUGGGAUGAUUAAGAAACACACAAAAUUCAGAAAAGAUAUUGGUAAACUUAAACGCGAGGCAAUUAAUGUAGAAAAAAGAGGUGGGAAGAACGAUACAGUUUGUGUAAAUCAAAAUAAGGACGAGGCAAAUGCAGUCCGAACAAUAUACACACAAACAGAUAUUACAGACACUGGUGCAGAUGAAGCAGGAACAGGGACUAAAAAGAAAUUGCAAAAAUCAAAGAUGACUCAAACACUAUAUGAUGAUCACAAAUCUACUAAAUUAAACACUCAGCCAAGAAAUGCGUUAGAAAGAAGAAAAGAAUAUGACAAGGCAUCACUUUUGCCAUCCAGCAAACGUGGUAACUCACCUGGCGGUGUAGUUAAAAGCAAACCUGUACCAACUGACAGCAAUGUGUCACCACCCCAUUCCAGAACGCUAAAAAAUAAAGAACCAAAAAGAGUCGAUAUGCAUUCCGAUGGUAAAUUGUCAACUAAGAAAACAAAUGACUACGGGAAACGCUCAACGGCGAAAACCGCUCACAAUAUUAUCCCGGUGCCCAAAUGCACGCACGCUGGUGAUGAAGCCUCUGCUCCUGUAUCGGAGACAACAGCCCGGCACAGAUCUUACAAGGUCGACAAACGUUUUCCGUCUCAUACAAAUGGUAUCAAGAAAAUAGUAACAAGAAAUGACGACUCUCCGAUAAAUACAACACAUCGCAGUGUGAGAAAAGUCCCUGAACAAACAGGCAGUUUGGUUAAGGUUACCAGCAAACAUGCUACAGAAUCUUCAAACCCGAUGGAGGAAACAACCCAGACACGCACAGCAAACAAAGGUUCAAAGACCACAUCGAUACAUGGGCAACAUUGGAAACAAGAAACGAAAACUGAAUCUUCUGGUUAUAUUGAGAAAAAACACAUUACCGAACAGGAAUCCGAGAACACGAUUAGAAAGUUGAAUAAACGAAAUCAAGGUAGAGGUGAAUCGUAUGAAUUGUCAGAAUUCAGAGACAAAAUCAUGGACGAUAUGCGGCCACAAGAUACUUACAAACACCGAGAAUAUUUAUCAAAGGAUUGGAAAUCCAUAUCACAAAGUCUAGACAAGAUCAAUGCCGUGGAGGAUACCACAAGCGAACAAGUGCCUAAAACUAAUCGACCUCAUGUUAACCAGAGCAAGAAGCACACCACAAAGAUACGCAGUCUUCCUUCCAAAAUUUCCUCACCGGAAGUGGUUUAUGCGCCAGAGAAUGCAAUACCAAAAGGCUUCACCUACGUCAAUGAUGGGACCGAGAAGAAAAUCUGGAAAGUUGCACACAACUCACCGACAUAAAAGAGUAAGGGAAAUCGAAGACCGUGUAGAACGCAGAAACGAAAGCAAAUAUGACAAAGUACUGGCAGACCUAAAAAAGCAGUAUCAAAUUGCUGCGUGUGAACCUGGGCACAAACAUCGUGAAAUAGAUAAGGUUCCUGACCCACUUGCAAAAAUAUCUACUGAAACUUUGGUAGAAGUCACGCAUAUUGAUACAAGUAUUCAUAAACUAAAAGAGUCAACAGUUGAUCAUAUAAGCCAAAUAGCUACUACCAAUGAUAAAUAUUACGGUAAUGUUGAUACGGAUCUUUCCCUGAUUCCUCUUAGAUUUAAAGAAAACGGCCGCACUGUUGUUUUGAACUGAGCGUUCAGGUUUGAGAUACUGAUGAAAUUGAAAUAUAGACGUAGACAGUUUCAGUUGAUUAUCGAACCGAACAAGAAGUUCUUAAUAUAAAAAAAAAACGAUUUAUUGUUUUUCAGCAAUUGAAAACGUCAUAUAUCAUAUACAUAUGUGAUAUGUGUUGUAGAUGUACAUUGUUCAAGACUUAAUAAAGUGUA
This is a messenger RNA of Mya arenaria, 2786 nucleotides long. RefSeq lists its product as uncharacterized. The record is from RefSeq and is a predicted model, not a curated record. The coding region runs from base 141 to 2249 and encodes 702 amino acids. The transcript is spliced from 2 exons. NCBI's taxonomy places the organism in Eukaryota, Metazoa, Mollusca, Bivalvia, Myida, Myidae.